AUGAAGUCCUUCGCCAUUGCUGCCAUUCUGGCUUCCACCGUCGCCGCUCUGCCCACCAACGUCAUCUCCGAGGCGAGCAGCGUUGUGCCCUCCAACAUCCCCUCCUGCGUGCCCUCCGGCGUGAUCCCCUCCGGCGCUCCUCUGCCCAGCGGCAUCCCGCUCUGCUCUCCCUCCGCUACCCCCAGCGCUGUCGCUAGCACCUCCGCCAAGUCUGUCCACAGCGUUCUGACCGUUACCAACCAGCAGUCCAAGAAUGUUUUGGUCGAGCUGGAGCCUACUGUGGCCAGCUUGCUCACUGGUCUGAACCUUGGAAGCGCCACCGACCCCGUUGGCCAAAUCAUCCAGGUGGCUGACAGCGUCGGCGACCUCAACAUUGGUAGCGGCUCAGGCCUUCUGACUGUCGCUACCAGCGAGGGCAAGGUCGCUCUGGUUAAGCUCACCUCCACUGUUGGUAGCCUGCUCUCCAGCCUCGGUCUCUCUGAUGUUACCACUGUCGUCGGCUCCCUGGUUGGCACCCUCGAGAGCGCUGUCUCCGGCAGCAUGAAGCGCGAUCCCCUCAGCGAUGUCAUGCAAAUCACUGGCCUGAACGGCAACAACCUCGUCGUUCAGCUCGAGCCCACUGUCCUCAGCCUCGUCACCGGCCUCGUUGACCUGUCCUCCGUCCAGGGCACCGUCGGCACCGUCCUGGCCGAGGUCCCCGCCGUGUCUGGCCUUGCCUCCGCUGCCGAGAAGGUUGCUGCUGACCCCACCCAGCUCUUCGGUGUCCUCGGUGAGGAUGGUACCUCUGCCAUGCUUGUCAAGGUCGAGGGCACUGCCCAGGGUCUGCUGGCCGUCCUCGGUCUCUCCAGCCUGGAGAGCACCGUUGGCAACAUUGUCUCCGCUGGCUCUCUGUAA
Messenger RNA from Penicillium macrosclerotiorum, 894 nucleotides. RefSeq lists its product as uncharacterized. The record is from RefSeq and is a predicted model, not a curated record. Lineage: Eukaryota; Fungi; Ascomycota; Eurotiomycetes; Eurotiales; Aspergillaceae. The transcript has a single exon. The coding region runs from base 1 to 894 and encodes 297 amino acids.